AUGAUGAAUUUCAUCCUUGCCGCCUUUCUCGUUGCCGUCUCCGCCAUCGCCUCUCCUUCCAAGGCCGUCCAUCCGAGGCAUUUCAUCCAUUGUUACGACGGGACGAAGAAGGAACAUUGGUGGACUAUCAGCAACUUCGACUACCGCUUAUCGGAUACCUUUUCGUCUCCCGACGCUCAUACCGCGUUCGGGUCCAUCAAUUUUACCCUCACCCACCCGGGUAUUGAUUACGAAGCCCAGUGCUCGGCCCAGUUCAGCGAGGAAUCUGCCGUAGCUGGGUCUAGCGAUACGACCGACUUCAUCGAUGGCAAUAUACGCCACGCGUGCAAUGUUCCCGGUGGAAUCCAUGGCGACACGGUUAAAUUUUCCUACAGCAGUUCGAACUCGAUGCUUCGGAUUGACCACUUCUGGAACUGCGGCGGUACAAGAACGUGGUAUGAGGCAGUAGGGCUCGUCAAGCUGAGCUGCGAGAAGAGCUACGAGCACGACCCGGAAUGGACGCCAGCAUCCAACAAGUCCUACUCGAGUCACCACAUUACAUGCGCUCACGCUAAAACGACCGCGCCCGUGGUGCGGGUGGUGACGGACACAGGUUGA
This is a messenger RNA of Drechmeria coniospora, 597 nucleotides long. RefSeq lists its product as uncharacterized. The transcript has a single exon. NCBI's taxonomy places the organism in Eukaryota, Fungi, Ascomycota, Sordariomycetes, Hypocreales, Ophiocordycipitaceae. The record is from RefSeq and is a predicted model, not a curated record. Bases 1 to 597 code for a protein of 198 amino acids.